Oryza sativa Japonica Group (Japanese rice) is the source of this 2701-nucleotide messenger RNA. RefSeq lists its product as uncharacterized. NCBI's taxonomy places the organism in Eukaryota, Viridiplantae, Streptophyta, Magnoliopsida, Poales, Poaceae. The record is from RefSeq and is a predicted model, not a curated record.
CUUGUUUGCUGUUGUUCUAGCACUUGUAGAUUCUAAUCAGCUUGAUAUAUAGUGAUAUAUAUCAGUCAGGUAUACUCCAUCAGUGGCAAAUUAACUGUAACGCCAUCAGCUUCAACAAGCGCAUGGCCGGUACGUACGUCUCGUACUCUCGCGGUUGAUUGUUCAUAAAUUACGUCCUGCUCGACUAGUAAUUAACCAGAUUCAGGCAUUAAUUAGCAGGGGCGAUGCCUGGAUGGAUGAGCACCCUGAUGUCCAUCAGAAACUUCAUGUUUUCGAUCCGGGGAGUGGUAGCCCUCAGCUUCAUCGCUCACGUCGUCCUCGUGUUGCUCGCCGGAGUCCGCCGCCGUCAGGCCACCGGCGGUGCGACAUUGCUGCUGUGGUUGGCGAACCAGAUCGCCCGUUGGGCGCCGACCGCCGCGCUGGGCAUAAUAACCAACUACAGCACGGUGGCCCAUGGGAGGCUGCAGGCGACGCUCUGGGCGGCGUUCAUGCUGCUGCACGCCGCCAUGCCGGACAACAUCACCGCCUACGCCCUGGAGGACAGCGUCCUGUCGCUGCGGCAGAGGGUAGACGUGAUUGUUCAGGUGUUUGGACCCGUGUCGCCUGCCUACAUCCUGUACCUGAACACGGUCGCCAUGCCUGGCGACUCCAUGCUCUGGGUCUCCUCCUUCGUCUGCCUCAUGGCUAUCGCCAAGUACAUGGAGGGCGCGUACUACGCGCUGCAGCGAGGGAACCUGGAGAACAUGAGAAGCUCAAGAAAAAAGGAGGAGAAGAAGAAGGUGAUGAUCAGUAGGAGCCUCCAAAAUGCUAGCCGGGGUGGCAGGAAGCCGGAUGAUGAGCAGAUCCUGCUCAUUGCUCAUGAUAUGCUCUAUAUCACCAAGAAUGCCUUCAUGGAUUUUUUGGACAAAAAGAGUGAUGAUGAUGACGAGCAAGAGGCACUCUCUGGUACAUGGGAUGAGACACUGUACAAGGUUGUCAGCAUGGAGCUCUCCCUCAUGUACGACAUCCUCUACACCAAGAAGGUCAUGGUACAGACUUGGGGUGGCUACGCCAUCCGUUUUGCCUCUCCAUUCCUCGGAGCAACUGCAUUCCUGCUGUUUUGGUUCCACAGCAAGCAAGGCCAGGCGACGGCGGACGUUGUUAUCACCUACGUCUUGCUAGGUGGCGCCGUCAUCUUGGAUAUCAAAUGGCUUCUCCGAGCAGUGGUGUCCACAUGGACCUAUUCUUACCUGAAUGAUAGGCCACGAUCGUGGCUUCAUCAUGCACUUCUGUGCUCAGGGAAGUGGCGCAUGCUCCGUCGAUUCAUCCUCUCUCUGAAUCUGUUUCGGUUCCUUGUCAAUAGUAAUAAUCCAACUAGGUACAGGAUGUGGUCAGGAACCAUUGGGCAGUACAACCUGUUGAGGCAGUGCACUCGCCAGGAGGACGAGAAGACCAGCAAUUUCUGGAGCUCGCAGUGGAAGAAGAAUGCACCUGAAGACACAUGGAUGGAGUACGAAUACCACAACUCGAGAGGCAUUCAAAUUUCAAGAGAUUUCAGGAACAAGCUGUUUGACCGUGUUUGGAAAAACAUGGAGCUAGCAUUUCCAGAACGGAUACCUGUGGAGUAUCCGUUGCCACCACAUCCUUAUCCGAUGGCGCCGAUGGAAUUUGAUCUUUCUUUGCCGGCUCCUCCUCCAAAACCUAUUACUGGUUUCGAUCAGGAACUAAACGAUGCCCUGGAUUUCACUCCUGAUUUACAAGAGACCAUUCUUGUCCUGCACAUCGCCACGGACAUCUUCCUCUCUCACACGGAAUCCGGUCCAAAUCAAGAUCAGUCGGAGUGGGGGAAGUCGAUCAAGGCGUUGUCGGAUUACAUGAUGUUCCUCGUCGCGGUGCGACCCACCAUGCUCCCGGGCCUCGCACUCAGCAGCCGGUACGAAGCUCUCCUUGAUGCUUUGGGUGAACAAUGGAACGAGAUCAAAAGUUCUUCCUCCUUCAACAACUCCAUGACGAGAGAGAAGUGUCUUGCCAAAAGUCUGCUUGACAAGGAGAUGAAGAAGAAUGGAAGGACACCCAUGAGAACAUUCAAGUGGUAUCAAGGUAACAAAACUGAGAUACUGUCACCAGGAGCCUAUCUAAGUGUUCUUUACGACUCGAGUUAUAUUCUAUCUGAUGGAGCUAGACUAGCCGAUCUUCUGCUAAAAUGGAAACCUGGUUCUAAAAUCGAGAUUGGAGAUAAAGUACUUGAAGACAAACUUAAGCGGCAGUUUCCGGAUUUGAUGAAAUCCGGUGAGGUGACUGAGACUGAAUUAGAGUAUCAAAUGCCCAAGGAAGUGACAGACAUCAUCUUCAGAGAGUGGGUGCGUCUCCUAAUUAACGUGUCCAUCAGAUGUACUAGGAAUUCCCAUGCCAAGCAGCUUGCUCGUGGUGGUGAGCUCACCACCGUUGUGUGGAUCCUCGUUGAACACGCUCGCAUUCUUCGUGUGAAAAAGACGACAAAGAGGAAACCAGCAGAUAGCUACGAUGGACUAGGCAUUCAUGUGUCUCGCUACUGACAGAUAUCUAUAGCGUCUCUGAUUGAUGUGUUCAUUUGAUCUCCUUUAGUUAGGACGUUUUUCAUUUCUCCUGUGUGUGUACCUGUGUAACUCGAUCGACGAUCUGUAGCUAGUAAUUAACUAAUUUGCAGGGUUCUCAAUUAUUCUCUACACUCAAUUUACCUGUG